Molecule: messenger RNA, 1338 nt
Organism: Ilyonectria robusta
Lineage: Eukaryota; Fungi; Ascomycota; Sordariomycetes; Hypocreales; Nectriaceae
Product: batten's disease protein Cln3
Exons: 2
Coding region: 1-1338 (445 amino acids)
Biological process (GO): regulation of intracellular pH
Cellular component (GO): membrane; vacuole
Source: RefSeq, a predicted model, not a curated record
AUGCCCGGGUCGCCGUCGUCGUCGUGGGCCGUCUACAGGGCGAGGAUGGCCUCCAUCUUCGGACACUCGGACACGAAGGUUGUUGCCGCCUUUUGGCUCUUUGGCCUCAUCAACAAUGUCCUCUACGUCAUCAUCCUCUCCGCCGCGCAGGACCUCGUCGGGUCGCUCCCCAAGGGCGUGGUGCUCCUCGCCGACGUCAUGCCCUCGUUCGUCACGAAGCUCGUCGCGCCGUACUUUAUCCACCGCGUCCCGUACGCCGUGCGAAUCCUCAUAUUCAUCGGGCUGUCCUCGACGGGCAUGCUCAUGGUCGCCCUGACGCCGGCCGAUAAGUCCGUGGCCGUUAAGCUCCUCGGCGUCGUGCUCGCGAGCCUCAGCAGCGGCGGCGGCGAGUUGAGCUUCCUCGGCCUGACCCAUUACUACGGGCACAUCAGCCUCGCGGGCUGGGGCUCGGGCACCGGCGCCGCGGGCCUGGUGGGCGCGGGGCUCUACGUGGUGCUGACGGACUGGUGGGGCUUCAGCGUCCGAGACAGCCUGCUGUUCUCGGCGUGUCUGCCCGCCAUCAUGUUCAUAAGCUUCUUUGUGGUCUUGCCACGGGGGCCCCUGGAUGAAGGGUCGAAGCUUAAGGAAUACGGUGCUGUGCCGGAGCGAGAUCUUGACGACGACGAUGUGGAUGGCAUGCCACAGGGUACAGCCUCGACGGCUCUACUUGCCCCCGGGCCAUCAGUGGCCUCAUCCGCGUAUACGGCGCAUGCUCAAGGUGGGGGGUCGUCGUUGCAAGAAAACUUGAGGAGAGCUAAAGCCCUAUUCUUCCCAUAUAUGCUCCCGCUACUGCUCGUAUACGUUGCGGAGUACACCAUCAACCAGGGUGUCGCCCCCACACUGCUAUUCCCGCUGGACCAGUCUCCAUUCGAUGAGUUUCGCGGGUUCUAUCCGUUCUAUGGUUUCUUAUAUCAGCUGGGCGUCUUCAUCUCUCGAUCCUCGACUCCCUGGUUUCGCAUCCACCACCUAUACCUCCCCUCGAUGUUCCAAGUGGGCAACCUAGUUAUCCUCACUCUUCACGCAAUCCUGUUCUUCAUCCCAUCAGUAUACGUGGUUUUCGCAAUCAUCUUCUGGGAGGGCUUGUUAGGUGGUGCAGUCUAUGUCAACUGCUUCGCUGAGAUCAUGGAAAACGUGCCCGUCGAGGAGCGGGAGUUUAGCUUAGGGGCAACUAGUGUGAGCGACAGCGGGGGUAUUUGUAUUGCGGGCUUCAUUGGCAUCAUGAUGGAGACACGACUUUGUGACUACCAAGUGGCUCAUGGGCGGGAUUGGUGCAAACGGAUUCAUGCCCAGCGUGGGUGA